GAUUGUUACAAAUGAAUAUUUUCACGAUCACCGCAAACACAUGUUUCAAUUUAUUUUUGUAAAUAGUUUUCUAUUUUUUCAAUCAGAUUGAUAUCAUCUAGAAUUGUCUAUAGAUGCAUUAUUAGUUGCCAAAGAAUAUGAGCCAGUUAAAAUCAAGUUUUGCAGUGAAAAGCAAAUUUGAAGCAUUUUACACCGGUGGAAAAAUCCAGAUAUCGUCAGAUGGAGGGUAUAUGUUUUGUGGGUGUGGUAACAGGAUUAAUGUCCUAGAUGUUGAAACAGGCAAAGUUCAUGUGACCAUUGGUCAGGAUGAAGAUGAAGAAAUUACAAGUUUUUGUUUAAGUCCAAAUGAUCAGUAUGUUGUUAUAGCAACUCAGCAGUUAUUGUUACGACAAUGGGACUGGAAAGCUCAGAAACUUGUGAGGACAUGGAAGGCUAUACAUUUUGCACCUAUAGUAUCAAUGGCAUUUGAUUGUACAUCAACAUUGUUGGCUACUGGUAGUGCAGACUCUACCAUUAAAUUAUGGGAUGUGGAAAAACAGUACUGUACCCACAAUCUACGGGGACAUCAGGGCAUUAUCAGUGUUGUUGCCUUCCAUCCGGAUAUUUCACGCUUGCUGCUGUAUACUGCUGGUGAAGACUACAAAAUACGAGUAUGGGACUUGAAUACUAGUAAAUGUUUAGCAGAAGUGGCGGCACAUUACAGUCUUGUUACAAGUGUUGAUUUCUCUGCUGACGGUUCAAGUAUAUACACGACUGGUAGAGAUGGGGUGGUGAGGAUAUUGGACACAAAUACGCUAACAAUCAAGAAAACUAUACCAGUGUUUGAGGUCAUUGAGUCAGUGGUGCUUCUUCCAGAGAAUGUAGAAUAUCCAGCCAUUAAUGUAGAUGGUGAAAGUAUAUAUUUCAUAACAGCUGGUAAUAAAGGUAAUUUACGACUUUGGAAUUCUGAUUCUGGAAAAUGUGUGUUCACGACUGAUGUUGUCAAUGCCACAAAUCAGAUCACUGUCGACAGCUCCGACUCGUCUAAAACCGACAGCGAUAGUCAGAAUAUUGUACAGAUGAUUUAUAACAAACAGAAGAAUAAUGUUACCGUGGUAACGUUUGACCAGAACAUUUCUAUAUUAGGACUGGAAAAGCUCAGGUUACAGAAACAGUUUGCAGGAAACAAUGACGAGAUAUUGGAUGUGAAGUAUUUUGGCGAGGAUGAAAAGUUCGCUGUAGUUGCCACCAAUAGUAUGCAUAUUAAAGUGUUCCAGUUGUCAAACUUUGAUUGUGAGAUUCUGUACGGACACACGGACAUUGUCAUGUGUCUUGAUGUGGUACACAAGUCGGAUAUGUUUAUCACUGGUGCCAAGGACAAUACUGUAAGGGUGUGGAAAAUUAACCCAGCUGUGAAGCAGGUUUCUUGUUUGGCCAUAGGUCAAGGUCAUACACAUGCUGUGGGUGCCAUUGCAAUGUCAAAGGUAAAACCAAAGUUUUUUGUGAGUGGUAGUGAAGACUGUACCUUGAAAUUAUGGCUGAUGUCAGAUGUCCUUGACCCUUCCGUAACCAAGGAGAUGCAUGCAGCUGUCACUGAGAAAGCCCAUGACAAGACAAUUUGUUCUGUUGUUGUUGCUCCAAAUGAUAAGUUUAUUGCCUCGGGUUCUAUGGAUAAAACUGCCAAAUUAUGGAAGGCCAGUGACCUGUCAUUAAUUGGUGUGAUGAGGGGACACAGGAAAGGUAUUUGGUGUGUACAGUUCUCACCAGUCGAUCAGAUAUUAGCUACUUCAUCUGGAGAUGGGACAGUGAAAUUAUGGUCACUUUCAGAUUUCUCUUGUGUCAGGACAUUUGAAGGUCAUGAUUGUGCUGUUCUCAAAGUCACAUUUGUUACCAGAGGGAUGCAGUUAUUGUCUAGUGGCACAAAUGGUUUAGUGAAACUAUGGACCAUUAAGAACAAUGAAUGUGUUAAAACUAUGGAUGAACAUGAUGAUAAAGUAUGGGCUAUGGCUGUGAACGAUGCUGGUGACAGUUUCAUUACUGGUGGCGCAGACUCUAACCUUAUCAUUUGGAAGGAUGUUACAGAAACAGAACAGAAUGAGGUCCGUGAGAAACAAGAACAGUUCAUCUUACAAGGUCAGGAGUUAUCUAACUUGAUUCAGCAAAAGAAAUAUUUGAAGGCAAUUGGAUUGGCUAUUACUUUGGAACAACCAUUUAGACUUCUAAAUAUUCUUAAAGAAAUACUGUCAGAAGAGGGAGGAAAUGAUAAGUUAUUCAGUACACUUCAGAAACUCAGGAUGGACCAGAUUGACGCAUUGCUGAGAUUUGCAGUGAAGUGGAACACUAAUAGUAGGCACUGUCAUGAGGCCCAGGUCAUUAUUUCAUCCGUUCUGAAGACAUAUCCACCUAAACAGUUACAUGAACUUGGAAACCUGAAGUCAUCAGUGGAAGGAUUACUACCCUAUACAGGGCGUCAUUUUAACAGAAUGUCUCGUCUUGUACAACAGUCAAUGUUCUUGGAGUAUACAUGGCAGUGUAUGAAAGGCAUUAGCUCUCUACAACCACAUGCUGAAGUAGAACCAAUCAGUCAGGAAACUGCUAGAAUUACAGAAGAAACUGUUGACCAAAGUGAAGAGAGUAGUUCGGAAAGUGAAUCAGAACCGGUCAUGGAUAAUGAUACGGAAGCAAAUGAUAAAAUCAGGAAAGGAAAUCUACAAGAUGAUUCAGAAGCAAAUGAAUCCAGCAGCUCUGAGAGUGAUAAUGAAACUGUAAAAGAAUCUUUAACACAAAAGAAGGGGAAAAAAGCCAGGAAGAAGAAUACCAAAACACUGGGAAAAGACAAGUCAACAAAAGUUGAUGAGAUAAAAUCAAUGGAACUAAAAAGUUCAGAAAAAGGUAAAUCACUGGAUGAAAAAGUGGUAUUACAAACUGAGGACUUAUCUAAUGAAGACUUAUCUGACAAUAGUGAUGAAUCAGAUAAUAGUGACUCUGGAAAGGAAAAUGGUAGAGUUGCAUUGAAAGGUAAAAAGUUAGAUAAAACAAAAGCGAAGCUAGUAGGAAUCAAAGGUAAAGAUUUGGAUUCAGAAACAUCUGAGAGUGACUCAGACAGUGGUGAAGAUGACACACUGUCAAGUGUUAUGAGUGAAAAAGAAAUGCUCAGAUUAGCUCAGGUUAAAUCAAGUGCUGGUAAAAGGUUGGAAAAGGGCAGCAGUUUAGAGGAUUCAGAUGACACUGAUGAUGAUGAGUCUGAUUCUGAAGUGGAAUUUAAACCUGAAUCUUCAUCCGAGGCAGUUACGAUGGAUGUAGAAGAAGACGCAAGUGACAGGGGAGGUGUUAGUGAAGAAAAUAUCAAGAAAAACUUAUUUGAAAGCUACAUUAAGAAGAAAAAGAAUAGGGGUUCAAAACAGAAUUUGGAUGCUCAGGUUAGCAAAAAGACCGACACCAGAAGAGGUGGACAAAAAAGAAAAAUUACUGAUGAUUACACAGUGAUUAAGGAUAAAACACCGAAAGUUAUCGGCAUGCAGUAUUUUGUCGAUAAGAAACCCGACAAGAAUACACAUCUUGUAGAUGAUAAAGAGAAUAAGGUGUCGAGACCGCUAACAAGAAAUCUAACAAAAGCAGCUAAAUUAAAGAGUUUAAAAAAGCCCGGGAGAAGAUGAUAAAACUUCUUGAUUUUAACAUUAUAUUUGUAAUAAAAUACUGAAUAAAUCGUGUACAUU
This is a messenger RNA of Ruditapes philippinarum (Manila clam), 3695 nucleotides long. RefSeq names its product transducin beta-like protein 3. Gene Ontology annotation, molecular function: protein binding; U3 snoRNA binding. The transcript is spliced from 23 exons. Gene Ontology annotation, cellular component: nucleolus; 90S preribosome; small-subunit processome. NCBI's taxonomy places the organism in Eukaryota, Metazoa, Mollusca, Bivalvia, Venerida, Veneridae. The coding region runs from base 138 to 3635 and encodes 1165 amino acids. Gene Ontology annotation, biological process: endonucleolytic cleavage in 5'-ETS of tricistronic rRNA transcript (SSU-rRNA, 5.8S rRNA, LSU-rRNA); endonucleolytic cleavage to generate mature 5'-end of SSU-rRNA from (SSU-rRNA, 5.8S rRNA, LSU-rRNA). The record is from RefSeq and is a predicted model, not a curated record.